AUGUUUGAUUGUAUCUGCCGUAAUUAUUAUCAGAAGUUAGGAGGUAACGACUCAAUCCAGUAUUAUCUGUCGCUUUUUUCGCAUUUUGGCGUUGAUGAGUGUAGAGGCCUCGUCAAGGCGCAUCUAUAUUUACAAAUUUUCCGUCGAGACCCCGUGCAGACGACACACAGAGAAAAGUGGCCGUUUGUUCUUUGUUUCCGCAACCCGUGAGCAAUGUCUCACAACGUUGUCCACAGCUUCUGUCUUAUUAUUUUGCGAUAUCGCGAAAAUUACCGUCAUACACCAGCCAUGUGACCUCACAAGUCGCUGAAACGCCGUUGUACACCUGUUUAAACGGACGUCACUGCAAACGACAGUAGUUGGGCCAAGGCAAAGUCCAAUAAAAUAAUAUUAUUACAAAAACAAAUGAAAAUACGAGAUAUAACAUAGAAUAUAAAACAGAAAUGAAAACAUUUCCUCUCGGAAAGUUUCGCAAAAUGUCAAAAUUACACACAUUCGCCCUUGCUACAAUGAAUACUGCGUUGUGGGUGUGCCAUAGGCGCAAACACCUUCACCUGUGUCAACCAAAGAAACCUGGCGUGCGCGUAAGGUAUAUAAGACCGCAGAGACGGUGGGUCACACUGCUACAAGUGUCAGCCAUAGUAGAAUGAUCAGUUGGACCCAGGUUAUCGGAGUUCUCUUCGUCAUCGGAGUGGCCUUGGCCGCCCCGGCGCCAGCAGAGGGGGAGGUCACCGUCUACAAGCAAGGUGACAACUCAGCCCUUGCCAACGUCGGAGGCCUUAGUGGCACCCUGGGCCAGCUGGCCAGUCGUCUUGGAAUUGUUGGUAUUGUUUUAGGCGACGAAGCGAGCAACACAACGACCACAGUGACCACUGAAGACCUGACUGAUGCCACGGACUCAGAUGCUGAGCAGGUUAUCAACAUUGUCGUCAACGGAGCCGACGACGACGAUGACUCAACUCCCAAGGAACACGUUAUUGUCAUCAACACCAAGCCAAGUGAAGACGAUUCUGGAAAUGUUGAAGUCACAGUAGAAGUCCAGGGUGAAACCACUACGACUGCCGCGCCAGAAGCUGUCACUGUUACAGUUCAGGUGGAUGCUGGUGAAGAGGAAAAGGCUGACGCCACUGUGGUGGUUGAGACUCCGGCUGAGGAAGAGGAAGAGGAGGAAGAGGAAACACCUGAGGAGGAUGGUGCUGAAGUUACAGUGGUAGUUGAGACACCCGAUGUUGAUGAGGAGGAAGCACCAGAGGAGGAAGACACUGCUGGAGUGACAAUUGAGGUCAAACUUCCUGAGCCUGAAGAGCCCAAGCCUACUGUCACCGUAGAGGUCGAGGUCCCUGAGGAGGAAGAGCCCACGCCCACAGUCACCGUCGAGGUCGAGGUCCCUGAGGAGGAGGAGGAGGAGGAGCCCAAGCCUACAGUCACCGUAGAGGUCGAGGUCCCUGAGGAGGAAGAGGAGGAGCCCAAGCCCACAGUCACUGUAGAGGUUGAGGUCCCUGAGGAGGAAGAGCCUAAGCCCACCGUCACUGUGGAGGUCGAGGUCCCUGAGGAAGAAGAGCCCAAGCCCACCGUCACCGUCGAGGUCGAGGUCCCUGAGGAGGAAGAGCCCACGCCCACUGUCACCGUCGAGGUCGAGGUCCCUGAGGAGGAAGAGCCAGAGGAGGAAGACACUGCUGGAGUGACAAUUGAAGUCAAACUUCCUGAACCUGAAGAGCCCAAGCCUACCGUCACCGUGGAGGUCGAGGUCCCUGAAGAGGAGGAGCCCACGCCCACAGUCACCGUCGAGGUCGAGGUCCCUGAGGAGGAAGAGGAAGAGCCCAAGCCCACCGUCACCGUGGAGGUCGAGGUCCCUGAGGAGGAAGAGGAGGAGCCCAAGCCCACAGUCACCGUAGAGGUCGAGGUCCCUGAAGAGGAAGAGGAGGAGGAGGAGGAGCCCAAGCCCACCGUCACCGUAGAGGUC
This is a messenger RNA of Frankliniella occidentalis (western flower thrips), 1963 nucleotides long. Its product is annotated as proteoglycan 4. The record is from RefSeq and is a predicted model, not a curated record. Lineage: Eukaryota; Metazoa; Arthropoda; Insecta; Thysanoptera; Thripidae.